CGGAAGUUUGAACUGAACAUGAUUUUGACGUCCGUCAUACUUUUCUUUGCGUUUUACGUAGGUUGGAUAAAAUGGAUUUAUCAUCGAUAUAACAGGAUAUCCUUAAUGUCGGGUCUUUUAUUCAAUGAUCCUGAACAUAAAAUGGGUUUCCGAGAUGUACAAGAAACUUCUCUCGCGCUUGAUUCAGGGCGAGCAUUGUUUGUAAUUGCACAUCCUGACGAUGAGUGCAUGUUUUUCAGUCCUUCAAUAAUUAUGUUGUUGAAGCAGAAUGUUUCUGUGCAGUUGUUAUGCUUGUCAUCUGGUAAUUACUAUAAUCAGGGCGUGCAGCGCAAAAAAGAACUCCUCGACAGUGCAGCCGUUUUGGGAAUAGCAGCAUCCCAAGUCUUCAUUAUUGAGCACAAAGAUCUUCAAGAUGACCCCAAAGCAGAAUGGAGCAUUUCUCUAACAUCACACCUGAUUUUGAAACACAUCCAGACACAUUCCAUCAACGUUGUACUGACAUUCGACGGAAGUGGAGUAAGUGGCCAUGCCAAUCACAUUGCCAUCUACAAGGCCCUCAGUCAUCUUGCUGUCACUGGGAAAGUACCACAUGACUGUCAUGUCCUGGUUUUGAAUACCAUCAGCAUCUUCAGGAAGUAUCUCUCCAUCUUGGAGCUGCCAAUCAGUUGGCUAAUUCCCUCGGACCUGUGCUGCCUAAUUGGUUCAGAAGAAUACAAACAAGCCAAAAGGGCCAUGUUCUCUCAUCGCAGCCAGUUGUUGUGGUUUCGCCACCUCUACAUACUCUUUUCUCGCUAUAUGUUUGUCAAUACAUUCCAAGCCAUCCCCCUUUCCAGGAAAGAUAUAAAAGUAUAUUAGUUUGACCCUCUAUUUUGACCACACUACUAGAGGAAUGCACUAAAUUCUCAAUGUGGGCCUACAACUAGAGAUAGCCUACACUGACCAAUGGACUGGAAUAACUGGUAGACCAUAUUAAGACUAUGGACACUAAACCAAUGCACUGGAACAAUUACGUUGUUAUGAGUAUGGACACACUGACCAAUACACUGGAAUGACUAGGUUAUGUUACGGGUAUGGACUGGCCUGCAUAAAGACGCUCUUAAACCAAAUGUUACUUUCACACCGACUACGGCUGCUGAUGCACUGACAUUUUAAUGUUAUUUCUUGUAGUUGCGUAGAUCUUCCCAUCUUCUCUCUGACCCUUUGUAAAUUGAAGCAUAUAAUGGCUCCUGUUGAAUCUUGUUAAUUGAUGUUGCCUUUGAUUCGUGACUAGAAAAUUGCCUUUGAUUCGUGACUAGAAAAUGUUCAGUUCAAAUGUAUCUACAUGGGCACUGGACCACUCUGUUACUUGAUCUUGUGAAGCUGAAUUAUAGUAGGCCUGUUUACAUUCAUGCUGCAGAGCUGAUGUCCUCCUCGUGUAAUUAAGAGCUUUUAUUUCAUCACUGUAAAAAUAAAUAUCUUUACUA
Molecule: messenger RNA, 1463 nt
Organism: Sardina pilchardus (European sardine)
Lineage: Eukaryota; Metazoa; Chordata; Actinopteri; Clupeiformes; Clupeidae
Gene: pigl
Product: phosphatidylinositol glycan anchor biosynthesis, class L
Exons: 1
Coding region: 19-855 (278 amino acids)
Biological process (GO): GPI anchor biosynthetic process
Cellular component (GO): endoplasmic reticulum
Molecular function (GO): N-acetylglucosaminylphosphatidylinositol deacetylase activity
Source: RefSeq, a predicted model, not a curated record